UCGGCUUUUCUCACAAAAAGAAUCUUCUUCACUUUGCAACACAAACAAAUAGAAAUCUAAAUAGUUUACCAUGUCGCUCUUCAAGGUAUGCGGUUGAAUAAUCACUGAGGGACUCUAGAUGUGUUUAAAAGUCGUGGGCUCUAACCUCAGUCUGUAACCAUGUUUCUUCCCUUCCGUUCGGACAAUGUACAGAAACUUAAAAAUGAUAGUAAAACGCAAGCCAUGGAGCUUCUAGACUCCGGUAUGGCAAGUGUCGAAGAAAUGCAAAAUCUCUAUUCUCAACUUUUUCCUCUCGACAAGCUGUCGGAAGCAUCUAAUGCUUUCGUUGGAUCCGCAACCACUGCAUCAAAUGAAGUGGUUGCUCGAGCGGUCGCAACCACGCUUGACCAAAUCUCAGCACAAAACACCUUGCUCGCAAAGCUCGAUCUCUUCAUCACUUUGCACAUUCCGAAGAUUGAGGAUGGCGGUAACUUUGGCGUAGGGUAAGUGUUGUCCAAAAUAUUCGUUGCAUAGUAAUUCGAUCAACUCAGUUGCUAACUCUUUUCUCUUCGCCUUUUUCCUGAAUUUGUUGCGAUUAUGAAUAAUGAAACACAAUUCAAACAUCAAAACAUCAGAGUGCAGCUCGAUCUUGUGAAGAAGUUGUCCGAGAUGAAAGAAGCAGCAAACAAAUCAAUUGAAACGUUGUUGGCAUACGAUAACGCACGUGCGGACGCUCUUGGUAAGCUUAAUCUACCGUCCUCAACAACUAGUUCCACGAAAUCAAGCAGCGCCACGACAACUGAUGGGAAAAAGGAAGAAAAAUCGAGCGAGUCAACGGAAGAAAAACAAACCAGUUCUGCCAGUUCCGGUCCUGUUUAUGAAUCUAGGGUUGCCUCCGUUGUUGCCGUCGACACGCUUUAUUACUCGAAGGCACGCGUGAUUUUUAGUCAAACUAUCAUCACUUUCGUCGCCGUAAUGGAUUUCAUUGAAAAGAACAAGGACAAAUUGGUUGAACCCAAGGGGAAAAGUGGAGGCUCAAACUUCUCGAUGUAUUAGGUCCAGUGCUUGCGCGAAACGAUGUGUAGAGAGUUUUUUUAUUGUUUGAUUUCUGUUGACAAUAGAGUCAUGAAAAAACGACCAACCGCAACUCUUCAUAUACUACGGUAAAAUGAUCGCAGACAAAUUUUCCAGCCCACGAUCCAACUACUCUAGAGUAAUGUACAUAUGCACAUCUAGUAUUUUAGAACUGGAGAGGAAGCAAUGCUAUGUCGUUGCCCAGAAAUAAAUGUCGCAUUUGGGAUACAUCUUUAGGUUAGUCGGGAAGGAUUUCCGACGCAAGAUGAAUGAUAUUUGUAGAGAAUAUGGUGUUAACGAUGGAACUCUUCGUGAAGCGACAAACUUAGGAC
This is a messenger RNA of Pseudo-nitzschia multistriata, 1385 nucleotides long. Lineage: Eukaryota; Bacillariophyta; Bacillariophyceae; Bacillariales; Bacillariaceae. The record is from the annotation of a GenBank genome assembly.